UGCUUAAAAAUUUAUUUUUUCCCAUUUAAAUUUAACUAAAAAAUUAAACUGAUUAAAAUAAUAUAUGAAAACUGAAUGAUUCGAAAGCUUAUGAACAAACACUUGUGCAUUGUUUCAUAUCCACAAAUCGUAACUUACACUCAAGUAUUGUAUCGUCAUUAUUGGAAGAACAUGGAUUACUCCACGCUACAUCCUCCUACCAGCGUGCGUGGUAUUACCACACUAGAACGAAAUGCCUUCCAAAAAGUUAUUAGUAUUCCCAAAUUAAAAGUAUCUGAGAAAAACUCGCAGAAGGUUAUUCCAUUGAUAAAGAAACUACUUCUGAAAAUGGACCGUCUGAAACCAGUGCGUCCGCUGGUGGAGGAACAGGGUUUUAAGGAGGUUCUCCUUCACCCAGGUCCUGUCACAGGUUUUGAUAGUCUUCCAAAAGAACUCUUUGAAUUGGGGGUUAAUGAAAAGGACUUCUUCUUUGGUGAAUUAGAAUUGUCCUAUGAAAAUUGGCGCGCGGAUGAAAUCCUCAAAUGUGUCCUACCCGAAGAGGGCGAAGGUUUGACGUCGUAUUCCCGCGUAGGACAUAUUGUACACAUCAACCUGCGUGACCAUUUGCAACCCUACAAAGCACUCAUUGGUGAUGUGUUAAAAGACAAAGUCGCUGGUUGCCGAACAGUAGUGAAUAAAGCCUCAACCAUCGACAAUGUCUACAGGAACUUUCCAAUCGAAUUGAUUUGUGGAGACGAAGACUUCCAAGUAGAAGUUAAAGAGAAUGGUGUAUGCUUCGAAUUUGACUUCUCAAAAGUCUAUUGGAAUCCUCGUUUGGCCACAGAACACGAGAGAAUUGUGAAAAUCCUACAACCAAACGAUGUUCUCUAUGAUGUUUUUGCUGGAGUAGGACCUUUCAGUGUACCAGCUGCGAAGAAACGCUGUACUGUCCUCGCCAAUGACCUCAAUCCAGAGAGUUACAAGUGGCUUACACAUAAUGCCAAAAAGAACAAAUGCUCUGGAAAUAUAACGACCUUCAACAAAGAUGGAAGGGAAUUCAUUCUCAAUGAAAUCCGAGAAGACCUCAUUCGCCGACUGAACGAAGAGUCUCCCAACUACAAAAUUCACCUCACCAUGAAUCUUCCUGCCAUGUCUGUUGAGUUUUUGGAUUCAUUCCGAGGACUUAUUGGUGCAUCAGAAGUUGAUUUCACGAGAACUAACCUCAACUAUCCACUAGUUCAUGUCUACUCCUUCGCCAAAGGCGAUAACACCCAAGAAAUCGUGCAGAAAUUAGUGGAAGACAACCUUGGAGUGGCACUCAAAGAAAACCUACAGUCGAUUACCUUCGUUCGAAAUGUCGCACCGAACAAAGAUAUGUACAGAGUUGCUUUCUAUCUCACGCGGGAGAUUCUAACGACACCCAAAAGCAUCGCAUCCAAGCGGAAAUCAUCAGAUAUUGAACUUGACGCAGGUGUUCCUAAUCCUAAGAUUCCUUGUUUAUAGACCCGUAGACUUAAAAUAAAACAAAUACUUAUUUUCUAA
Molecule: messenger RNA, 1521 nt
Organism: Eupeodes corollae
Lineage: Eukaryota; Metazoa; Arthropoda; Insecta; Diptera; Syrphidae
Product: tRNA (guanine(37)-N1)-methyltransferase
Exons: 1
Coding region: 76-1482 (468 amino acids)
Biological process (GO): mitochondrial tRNA methylation; tRNA N1-guanine methylation
Cellular component (GO): mitochondrial matrix; cytoplasm
Source: RefSeq, a predicted model, not a curated record